This is a messenger RNA of Eubalaena glacialis (North Atlantic right whale), 1284 nucleotides long. RefSeq names its product potassium two pore domain channel subfamily K member 2 (gene KCNK2). Gene Ontology annotation, biological process: stabilization of membrane potential; potassium ion transmembrane transport. Bases 1 to 1284 code for a protein of 427 amino acids. The transcript has 7 exons. Gene Ontology annotation, molecular function: potassium ion leak channel activity; outward rectifier potassium channel activity. Gene Ontology annotation, cellular component: membrane. The record is from RefSeq and is a predicted model, not a curated record. NCBI's taxonomy places the organism in Eukaryota, Metazoa, Chordata, Mammalia, Artiodactyla, Balaenidae.
AUGCUUCCCAGCGCCUCGCGGGAGAGACCCGGCCAUAGAGCAGGAGAAGUGGCGGCCCCUGACUUGCUGGAUCCUAAAUCUGCCGCUCAGAACUCUAAACCGAGGCUCUCGUUCUCCACGAAACCCACCGUGCUUGCUUCCCGGGUGGAGACUGACACGACCAUUAAUGUUAUGAAAUGGAAGACGGUCUCCACGAUUUUCCUGGUGGUCGUCCUCUAUCUGAUCAUCGGAGCCACAGUGUUCAAAGCGUUGGAGCAGCCUCACGAGAUUUCCCAGAGGACCACCAUUGUGAUCCAGAAGCAGACGUUCAUUUCCCAGCACUCCUGUGUCAAUUCGACUGAGCUGGACGAACUCAUCCAGCAAAUAGUGGCAGCAAUAAAUGCAGGGAUUAUACCUUUAGGAAACACCUCCAAUCAAAUCAGUCACUGGGAUUUGGGAAGUUCCUUCUUCUUUGCUGGCACUGUUAUUACAACCAUAGGAUUUGGAAACAUCUCACCACGCACAGAAGGGGGAAAAAUAUUCUGUAUCAUCUAUGCCUUACUGGGAAUUCCCCUCUUUGGUUUUCUGUUGGCUGGAGUUGGAGAUCAACUAGGAACCAUAUUUGGAAAAGGAAUUGCAAAAGUGGAAGAUACAUUUAUUAAGUGGAAUGUUAGUCAAACCAAGAUUCGAAUCAUCUCAACAAUCAUAUUUAUACUGUUUGGCUGUGUACUCUUUGUUGCUCUGCCUGCAAUCAUAUUCAAGCACAUAGAAGGCUGGAGUGCCCUGGACGCCAUUUAUUUUGUGGUUAUCACUUUAACAACGAUUGGCUUUGGCGACUACGUUGCAGGUGGAUCAGAUAUUGAAUAUCUAGACUUCUAUAAGCCUGUCGUAUGGUUUUGGAUCCUUGUAGGGCUUGCUUACUUUGCUGCUGUCCUGAGCAUGAUUGGAGACUGGCUCCGAGUGAUAUCAAAAAAGACAAAAGAAGAGGUGGGAGAGUUCAGAGCCCAUGCUGCUGAGUGGACAGCCAAUGUCACGGCCGAAUUCAAGGAAACCAGGAGGCGGCUGAGCGUGGAGAUUUACGACAAGUUCCAGCGUGCCACCUCCAUAAAGCGGAAGCUGUCCGCAGAACUGGCUGGGAACCACAACCAGGAGCUGACUCCCUGUAGGAGGACCCUGUCAGUGAACCACCUCGCCAGCGAGAGGGAUGUCUUGCCUCCCUUACUGAAAACUGAAAGUAUCUAUUUGAACGGAUUGACGCCACACUGUGCAGGCGAGGAAAUUGCUGUUAUUGAGAACAUUAAGUAG